Lytechinus variegatus (green sea urchin) is the source of this 1766-nucleotide messenger RNA. Its product is annotated as ileal sodium/bile acid cotransporter-like. Gene Ontology annotation, cellular component: membrane. Gene Ontology annotation, biological process: bile acid and bile salt transport. The transcript has 5 exons. The record is from RefSeq and is a predicted model, not a curated record. Bases 301 to 1398 code for a protein of 365 amino acids. Gene Ontology annotation, molecular function: bile acid:sodium symporter activity. Lineage: Eukaryota; Metazoa; Echinodermata; Echinoidea; Temnopleuroida; Toxopneustidae.
ACCGGUGGUAAAAUGGAUAUGAAAUAUUGAAGGUGUAUAUUAUAUUGGUCCUGUAUUAUGUUGAACAGCUACUACCAGGAAAAAAGAAGAGAUUAUUUUAGCGGUAUUAAUAUCCAGUGAUUUUUUUUAUAUAUUCGCUGCACGAAGGUAAAUCAUUAAGUCGUUCAUAUCACUUCAGACCUACCCUUUCCUGAGACUGACGCUAGGCCUACUUUCAACAAGAGAACAUCGACAUAAUUUGGCUGUACUCAUCGCUAUACGGAUUUCUUUGAGAGUUGUUACCUGAUUGUCACUAGAAACAUGGCAACAAACCUAACCACCAUGAACUCAUUAGACUCAUCAGAGGAGUUUGAUAGAAAGGCGUUCGAGCAAACCCUAUCGACUGCUAGCUUUUAUAUCAGCUAUAUUGGAAUUGCUGUUGCUUUAUUCUCCAUGGGUUGUGUCAUCUCAAUCAAGGAUUUCUCUGAUAAAGACAAACAUCUCUCCAAAAGCGUGGUGAUAGGUAUCGCUUUCCAAUCCCUCUUCCUACCCCUGAUCGGGUACGGGCUCGCUCUCCUGCUCCAGAUGGACGUCUUCGAUGCCAUGGCCAUGAUCAUUCUUUCUUGUUGCCCGGUAUCUCCCUUCUGUGCCGUGUUCGUCUACUAUGGCGAAGGAGUUGUCAUGGUCGGGUUAUCUUUGGCCAUGUUCUCUACAGCCCUAUCUGUGGGGUUGAUCCCGUUUUGGUUCUCCCUCUACUCUAGUUCCUGGACCCAAGAGUAUUACAUCAUUGGAACCCCAUCUGACAUCGUCCUUGCUGAAAUUGAAAUCUUCAUACCCACAGCUCUGGGUCUCUUAUACAAGAGAUUAUAUGGGAAGAAGAAUGCUAGACUAAUGGCAAAGGUUUGCAGCAAUGCCUUUUGGGUGGCUGUCAUUGUCAGUCCAAUCCUGAGCGGCAUUGCCUAUCCUGAAGAUUUCGACGCCGACUGGCAGAUCUGGGUGGCCGCCAUCGUCCUUCCUCUAUCUGGGUUCUUCUGUGGACUCUUCCUCUCCCUCUUCUUCAACCUUCCAUUUCAGGUGUGCAGCGCCAUCUCCCUGGCGGUGGGCACACCUAACUGGUUCAUCGCCAAGAGCCUCGCCACUCACUUCUUUUCAGGCGAAGAAGAAACCCUGCACGGUGUCAUCACGCUGUUGUCCAUCUUCAGCAUCACCCUACCCAUUGAAGGGUUCAUCUGGUCCAUCAUGUUUAGAAACAUCCAGGAAUUCUUCACCAAGUUAUCCCCCAAGUGCUGCUGCAACGCGGACGAUGACGACGACGAUGAAAAGGAUAAAUUUGAUAUCAUAGAAAUAGACGAUAUUGAGGGUAUGACACAGGUUGACAUCAAAGUUUCCCACUUUGAUUUUGACGAAUCCGUUGCUUGAUCUGUUAUGAGAACGGACAUUUUUUAAAUGAAAAUUGCUGGAAUACUUCGAACCCGCUGCCAAAUGUGAGAAAAAACAAACAAAGUUUCCAGUAAAACCACCAUUGAAGCCCCUUCACCAUGUUCACGUUACCAAGCCAGUGUGUACAUACAACUGUGUAUUAACGAAAGCAGCAUUUUAUCAAGGUAUACUGUGUUCAUAUUGUAUUGGACAAUGUUUAUGGUUUGAAAAUUUGGAAUGCAUCGUGUUUCUGAUGUGGGUAACAGUAAUGAUCUUGCACAAGCCUAUAACAAGCUCUUUUAUGGACUACAUAAGAUUUUCGGCAAUAUGGUCGUAAUGGUCCUAUACUGACAUGUUAAGGAAUAUAA